AUGGUUCUCAAGACAGAGCUCGGCCGUUUCAGCGGUGCAAAGAUAUGCCUAGGGAAGGGUAUCCGAUCCAUCCGUGCCCAAAAUCAGGUAUUCCUUUUCUCGAACUCCAAGUGCAAGCGCUACUUCCACAACCAUCUCAAGCCCGCUAAGUUCACAUGGACGGCCAGGUUCAGGAAGCAGCACAAGAAGGAUAUCCAUGCCGAGGCUGCAAAGAAGAGGUGGCGCACAACCAAAAGGCCAUAUUCCAGGUCUAUUGUCAGUGCUUCUCUUGAUGUCAUCCAGAAGAAGAGAGCCGAGAAGCCUGAGGUCCGUGAUGCAGCCAGGGAAGCAGCUCUCCGUGAGAUCAAGGAGCGGAUCAAAAGUUGUUUCAAAAAAAAGAAGCGGAUCAAAAAGACCAAGGACGAGAAACGGGCUAAGAAGGUGGGGGUGACGAAGUCCAGGAAGACGACCGCCCGGCAGAGGGAACGCCCCCAAACCCGGUAA
Triticum urartu is the source of this 483-nucleotide messenger RNA. NCBI's taxonomy places the organism in Eukaryota, Viridiplantae, Streptophyta, Magnoliopsida, Poales, Poaceae. The record is from RefSeq and is a predicted model, not a curated record.